Molecule: messenger RNA, 1335 nt
Organism: Saccostrea cuccullata (small rock oyster)
Lineage: Eukaryota; Metazoa; Mollusca; Bivalvia; Ostreida; Ostreidae
Exons: 3
Coding region: 1-1335 (444 amino acids)
Biological process (GO): DNA integration
Molecular function (GO): nucleic acid binding
Source: RefSeq, a predicted model, not a curated record
AUGAUAAAACUACAGUGGUACGACAUCAAUGUCAAAUACAGGAAAGGAACUAUGAUGUACAUUUCAGACACUCUAUCACGGGCCUACCUAGAGGAAAGCGGUGACGAGGAGACAGAGAAAGCUAGAUCAACAAGAAGUGAACUUGAAACUCUCAUGAGCACCAUUCAAACAGGAUGGCCAGACACAAGGAAUGAAUCUCCUUAUGAGGUCAGACAGUACUUCAUCUCGAGGGAUCAGUUAUCCGUUCUUGACAGCAUUGUGUACAAGGGAAGUCGUAUAGUCAUCCCACCCAGCUUGCGGAAAGAGAUGCUUAACAUUAUACACAAGUCUCACCUUGGGAUAGUCAAGUCAAAGAGUCGCGCAAGAGAGGUCAUGUAUUGGCCAGCCUUGAAUGCUGACAUAGAGCAGGCCGUAAGUGACUGUCCAUAUUGUGCAGAGUAUCAGAAAAAGCAAAACAGAGAGCCUCUUAUGCCAACACCAACUCCAGAUCUACCAUACACUCGUGUUGGAACUGAUGUAUUUGAAUUCAUAGAACUCAGAUCAGAGACAACUACAGCCAUAAUAGAAGCCUUGAAAAUAGUUUUCGCAUGCCAUGGACUUCCAGCAAAACUCGGGUCUGACAAUGGACCACAAUUCAGCUCAGCUAACUUCAAAACCUUUUGCGUAGAGCUUGGAAUUGAACACGAAAGAAGCAGCCCUCAUUUUCAAAGCUCGAAUGGCGAGGCUGAGAGAGCAGUACAAAAUUUAAAAAACCUAUGGACAAAGUGUGAUGACAAGCAACUUGCUCUGCUAGAUUACAGAACAACUCCACUAGAAAACAUUAAUCUGUCACCAGCUCAACUAUUAAUGGGACGCAGACCUAGGAACACGCUUCCAGCAUCACAAGAUUUACUUAAACCAGCAACACAUGACCUAAGAAAAGUACAGCAACACCUUAAUGCCCAGAAAACCAAGCAGGAAUUUUACUAUGACAGGAGAAGAAAUGUGAAGGAAUUAUCACCCCUAGACAAUGGAACAACAGUCAGAAUGGAAACACUUGGUCCUAAGUCCUUAUCCCCAGGCAUUGUCGUACAGAAAACAGACCAACCAAGAUUUUAUGUAGUGAAAAGCAAAGGAAAACUUCGCAGAAAUCGGGUUUACCUCCACAAAUCAAGAGAACACCUUCAGGAUGAACCGGUUGAGCAGGACAUUCCCAUGGAAGACAGCAGUCCCAAUGAGCCUACCAUAGAAAAUGCUGCUACACUUCAAGUCAGAAACAAACCCGUCAAUCACAAAAACGCACUCCAAACCAGAUCAGGACGAAUCGUUAAACCUCCUGAGAAACUCGACUUGUGA